Eremomyces bilateralis CBS 781.70 is the source of this 426-nucleotide messenger RNA. Its product is annotated as ankyrin. The coding region runs from base 1 to 426 and encodes 141 amino acids. Gene Ontology annotation, molecular function: protein binding. NCBI's taxonomy places the organism in Eukaryota, Fungi, Ascomycota, Dothideomycetes, Eremomycetales, Eremomycetaceae. The record is from RefSeq and is a predicted model, not a curated record. The transcript has a single exon.
AUGGCAACCACAACUCCCGCCUCUUCUCUACCACUAGAAGCCCUCAACCUUGCGACGAAACCCUUUGAUUUCGCGCGAGCCGGUGACACAUCCGUUCUAAAAUCAUAUAUCGCCGCGGGAAUCCCACCAAACUUCACAAAUCAAGCUGGCGACACGUUCCUAAUGCUGGCUUCGUACCAUGGACACGCGGAUACAACGAAGAUGCUCUUGGACGCUGGUGCGGGUCCGAAUUCACUCAACGAUCGAGGUCAGAGCUCACUGGCGGGUUCCGUGUUCAAGGGCCAUGUGGAUGCGGUGAAGGUGUUGGUGGAGGGAGGUGCAGAUAUGGAAGGCGGGAGGCCGAAUGCGUGGGAGUGUGCGGAGAUGUUCAAGAGAGGGGAUUUGUUGGAGGUGAUGCGGAAUGCUCAAUAUGUUAGUAGUUUAUGA